Molecule: messenger RNA, 1807 nt
Organism: Cryptotermes secundus
Lineage: Eukaryota; Metazoa; Arthropoda; Insecta; Blattodea; Kalotermitidae
Product: galactokinase
Exons: 8
Coding region: 249-1427 (392 amino acids)
Biological process (GO): galactose metabolic process; carbohydrate phosphorylation
Cellular component (GO): cytoplasm; cytosol
Molecular function (GO): galactokinase activity; ATP binding
Source: RefSeq, a predicted model, not a curated record
AAUGCUCUCUGUAUACAAACGUGUUCUUUCCAUACUUAUCACGAUAGCAGAUAAUGUUAUCACCGGUUAACAGAGAAUGUUGUUUACAAAGGGCUGUUAACACUGUUCUGUAUAUAUCAUGUGGUAACGGUGUGGACUGGUGUUAGUGUCCUUUGAAAUCCGCUCGUAUAACAUCCUACUUUUAUAUUCAGAAUAAAACAUUGUGUAUUCCGUAAACUGCUGUGUGCACAACGACAUCACCAAGUAAGAUGGCAUUUAAUUUUAGCACAGAACAAGAUUUGGUUAAAGAAGCUCUGGAGGUUUUCAAUAAGGAAUUUAUAGGUCAGGUACCAGAAAUUGCAGCAUGUGCUCCCGGAAGAGUAAAUUUAAUAGGAGAUCAUACGGAUUACAAUGAUGGAUUUGUUUUUCCCAUGGCUCUCCCAUUGCUGACAGUGAUCGUUGGUAAGAAGAAUGAUACAGACAAGUGUGUGGUUGUGACUGAAGCAAAGGAUGCUGACAAACCUAUGAAAGUAGAGUUUUCAGUGCCGACCAAGGAGACACUUGCUCCAGGGAAACCAAAAUGGGCCAACUACAUCAAAGGAGUUGUACAGUAUUUCAGAGGUACAGUUGUUGGAUUCAAUGCAGUUAUUGUAACCAGUGUCCCAAUUGGUGGUGGUUUAUCAAGCAGCGCAGCACUUGAAGUAUCUGUGUACACCUUCCUGGAAGCUCUAACAGGAGAAACUGGCACUAUGAAGAAAGAUAAGGCUCUCCUCUGUCAGAAAGCAGAACAUGAAUUUGCUAAUAUGCCUUGUGGUAUCAUGGACCAGUUCAUCUCUGUAAUGGGGCAGUCUGGAACUGCCUUGCUUAUUGACUGUCGGUCAAUGCAAGAAACUGCUAUACCAAUUAGUGAUCCUGAACUUGCUGUUAUAAUUACCAACUCAAAUGUAAAGCGCAGUUUAGCAAGCAGUGCAUAUGCUGAACGGCUCGAACAGUGUCAGUCAGCUGCCAAGACUCUUGGGAAAUCCAGCUUGCGUGAUGCCAGUGAAAAUGAUGUUGAAGGUCUCAGAGAAAAACAUCCAUUACUCUACAAACGUGCAAAGCAUGUAGUUACAGAGAAUAGUCGCACAGAACAGGCAGCAGAGGCACUCAAGCAAGGUGACCUAAAAACAUUCGGUGAACUCAUGACUGCCAGCCAUGAAUCUCUGAAGACAGACUAUGAAGUAUCCUGUACAGAGCUGGAUGAACUGGUGGCUGCAGCCUUGGAAGUUGAUGGUGUACUGGGUUCACGUAUGACCGGAGGUGGCUUUGGAGGUUGCACAGUUACUCUGGCUCCUAAAACCAUAGCAGAUAAAGUAAUUGAAAACAUGAAGAAGAAGUACAAGGGGAAGCCAACAUUCUAUAUAACAGAACCAUGUGAAGGGGCCCGAGUUCUGACACUCCCAGAAUAGCACUGGACUAUGGGUCCUAAUCAGUGCAUACCUACAAACAUGCACAGGCCUACCGAUGCCAAAAGAAUUAUGUACAUUUUUAUAUUCAGUUACUACAUUGGGGGAGGUACCAAUCUGCAGAAUACUGUAGCAUUUAUAUUACUUUGUUCAUGGUACAUUUUACAUUUCAGGCAGCAUUAUUGUGUGUUCAUAUAUUUGACCAGAUAGAAGCUGCACGCCAAAACUUUAUAAUAUUGAAAUAAAAAAUAUUUUAUGCAUAACAUAAUGUACAACACUCAACAAGUUCACAUUGCUCCAUGUGGUUACGUUUCGCUUAGUGGGGGGGGUGGAGUCCAACUGGGUCCACUCGGCAUAGCGGCCACUGAUUGGCCUAUUGUAGC